This is a messenger RNA of Balaenoptera musculus (blue whale), 6507 nucleotides long. RefSeq lists its product as uncharacterized. Gene Ontology annotation, biological process: G protein-coupled receptor signaling pathway; axon guidance; microtubule cytoskeleton organization. Lineage: Eukaryota; Metazoa; Chordata; Mammalia; Artiodactyla; Balaenopteridae. The record is from RefSeq and is a predicted model, not a curated record. Gene Ontology annotation, cellular component: microtubule; membrane; cytoplasm. Gene Ontology annotation, molecular function: G protein-coupled receptor activity; GTPase activity; GTP binding.
GCCGGCCUGGGGCAUCGCAGAGCCAGACUCCACGCUCGCUUCCGGGAGCGCCGUCAGUGGGGAGGCCGAGAGGUGUGCUUUGGAAAGGACGCUCGUCUUGGCAGCUCUGGGGGGUGUACGUGGCAGAGACUGGGGGGCACUUGGUCCAGGGGUGAACGGACCGCGGGCUGGGGAGGGUGAAGGGAUGGGACCUGGUGCUCUUGAGUGACAGCUCAGAACCACACGGGCUGCCUGUGACUAAGGAUCCUGUUUGGUUCUGGAAGGAUCCAGGCCACCAAGGUUGUGAGCCCCACAUGCUACCCUGUACGCUGGGCACCCUCCCAGCCCUGACCUCUACCCACAGAGGCUGCCCGUGUGCUCCAGGGUGUGAUUGGGGCCCCAGGCUGGUCAGUGUGGCAGGAAGUGUGACCCAGCCAUCUCCUGUCAGCAUGCACCCAAGUCCUGGUCCGUUGGCCCAUCUUCCAGGAAGUCUGUGGCAUCCUGAUCGUGAUGUGGGCUCACCUACUGCAGAGGCCUGUGAGGUCAUCCUUCCAGCUGUUCCCAAGUCGGGGGUGCCUCGGUGCCUUGAACACCCGUGGCAAGGACAGGGCCCUGCAGAUGUGGUUACCCCUCCCACCAUCCACAGCCAGCUCAGAGACUGAGCCUGCACUAGAACCACAUGGUCCCCACCAGGGUAGCCUGUGAUGAACUUCAGCAAGUAAGACAGUCUGCUGGGGGUCUUCUGGGAAGGGGUUUGAUCUCUGAAAAUGACAGGCAAGCAAGGAGAGCUUGGCACCCUACCUCUUCCAACCUUAAAUACAUUUAGGUGAGGAUGUGAUGUGUGGAGCUACAGCAGCCAUCUUGCAACCAGGAAUCAAACUUUAAAAUGAAGAGCCAGUGUCCUGGGGAUAGGGAAGCAGAGGCUGGGCCCAGGAAGUGAUGAAACUGCUCACCACCCCCAGGCCUGCUGCCCACCCAGUGCUCAGUCAUGCUGCUCCGUCUAAUGGGGGUGAGAAGACAGCCAGGGCCCUCACAUCUAGACACCUACUGUAAAGGCUCAACUGACCACUCAGGCCUUGUGCUGCUCAUGGAUUGCUGAUGGGUUGUGCUCUUUCCCAUCAGGUCACACGCCACCUCAGGUCUUCAGCAUGGGCACCAAAGGGUGGGCACAAAAGCCCCUCCUUUCCCCAAGUUAAAGAAAACUGGACAACCCUGGAACCCAGACCCUGUGACCCAGCUCUGGGCCAGGUCUUCCUGAGAUCUCUCCUUGGUGAGGGGAGGGGGCAGGGGGGCUGGCUGUACUCCCCGUGGCUGCCGUCGGGGGACCCCCAUAAAGGCGGGCCUCCUCGGCAUGGCUGUGGCUAGACAGGGCUGCCCCUUGGCUCUGCAGGCAGCAGCUCGUCGGGCUCCAGCUCCCACGAGCUCCCUUACAUGCUGAGCCUUUGUGUGCUGCGGGCCUGCUGCGGGCCUGACCCUGUUCUGGUGCUGGGGACCCAGCACUGAGACAGUUCCUGCCCUCACAGCCUCAUGAGUGGUCAGCACAUGGUCUCAUGUGGUAUGUCCUCUGAGGGGGUGGCCGUCCCCCCCACCGCCUGUCUGGCCAGUCCUCACUUGCUUUCUUCCGGGGGCACUAGAGGUCAAGCGGGUAGGACUGGCCGCAGGGUUAGCUGUGGUUUCACGUGGACGUUUCCCAGGCCUGUGACCAAUCGCAGCUCAGCUGUACCUGCUGUCCCCCUCCCUCGGGGUGAGAACCAGACAGGGAGUCUCGAGGCCUCCCCAGGAAGAGGGCUGUGGUCUCAUGGCAAAGGCCCCCCAGUUCUCCUGGCCUUUGAAGUCUCAGGCUGGGGGCGCUGGGUCUGGGGAGGCACGGCAGUCUCAAAGGCCUCAUUGAUGGAGCCGUGAUGACACGUAAGCUAGAGGCAGGACACUGCUCGCCCGGCGGCCAGGGAGUCCUGGGACUCACGGGGCAGAGACGCCGGGGUUCAGGGCAGCGGUGCCAGCACCGCCCCCACCGUGGCUCUGCCUCGUGGUCCUGCCCUGGGACCCUUUGUUCCCUUUGGGGUUCUCCACCAGGAGGUGGGGCGCCCUGGUUCCUGCGGAGCCCAGGCAAGGCCCUUCCUUCCACCCUCCUCUACGUGGCGGGUGGGGGCUCGUGCAUGGCCAGAAACAGGCAAACAGGUCCACCAGGGUGUAAAACGGUUUGGCAGAAUCUACCAGAGCUGAAGGUGUGCCUCUGACCAUGCGGUCCCACCCGUGUGUGUCACCCAGCAGCAGUGUCUGUGACGGACGGGGGCCACCCAAACGCCCACGCGGCCUGCGCGUUAACGACCGCUGCGUGCGGCCGCGAGGGUGUCUCAGUGCUGAGUGAGGAAGGGUCCGGAGUCCACACGUAUCAGGUUCCAAAACAGGCAAAGGUAACCGAUGGUCGGGGCCAGGAGGACACCCCGGAGGGUCUGGUGCAGUCAGUGUUUGAUUGACUGACUGAGUGGGUGCUGCUUUCCCGGCUGUAUUUGGAUGAGGUGUGCACCAACCUGCAUGUUUAUGAUUCGUGUACUCUCAUGGACGACGCGCUUCAAUAAAUAGCACCAGCGGAGGCAAAGGGGGAAAGGGCUGUGUGAGUCGUCAAGGGCAGGGAAGGGAGCUGACGCUGGUGAGCAGGUGCGCCCUACCCCGUCUGAUGGGGGGCACAGGACGGACCCAAACGGGAACAUCACAGCCCAGCGCCUUCAGAGCACCAGACCCUCGGCCCGCCUGACUUCCCCAACCCGUGAGGGGCCGGCCCCGCGGUCCACACCCACCCCGCCCUCAGAGGAGGCUUUGUCGUCAGCACCGGGCCCUCUUCAGUGACAGAGUGCUGGCUCGGCUGGCGGUCCUUGGGGCAGGGCCGCCUUCAGUCAGCGUUUAACGUGGGGCAGGCGGGGUGCGUGUGCGUGUGUGUGUGUGUGUGUGUGUAAGUCUCAGAGGCAGGUCCGGAGCGGAACUCCCGCGCCCGCGACACCUGGAGGGGAGGUGGGCUGGCGCGGCUGGCCGGACUGCCUGCAGUAGUCUGAGCGCCAAGCAGCCGGGACAGGCCCGGGUGCCCGCUGCGCCAUCUAGCGGCCGCCCUCACGCUGCAGCCGGGCACACGCCCGUCACGGUGCCGCCCUCAGGAGGAGGGGCUCUGCGGAUGACUUUAAAGAUGCUGAGGAAGGCAGGAGGUCUCGUAGGACCGGAGGUAGCAAGAGGCCUAGAAAUGUCCGGAUCUGGGCGACCGCACCUCCAGGGAAGAGGGGAGGUGCACUGAGGACCAGGAGAGAGACACUGAGCCCACAGGGCCGGCAACUGGGAGCUUGGGGUCCUGGCUGGGAAGUGACUGGACUCUGGUGGAGAGGCCUGGGGCCGCGCCUGGGCCGACAUUUGUCCAGCCCCGGAGGACGGAGUGUGAGGGGCCUCCCGGUGGAGCCAUGAGUUGAGCGGGACCCUGAGAGCAAGGACCUCUUCCUGCUCCCUGGCAGGACGAUGCCAGUGCUCGGCCCCCAGAGGCAGCUGCUGGGUCCCCUCAACUCCACGUCUCCAGCCACCCCCCGCCUCGGGCUGGCCACCAACCAGACGGGGCCCCAGUGCCUGGAGGUGUCCGUUCCCGAAGGGCUGUUCCUCAGCCUGGGGCUGGUGAGUCUCGUGGAGAACGUGCUGGUGGUGGCCGCCAUCCUCAAGAACCGCAACCUGCACUCGCCCAUGUACUCCUUCAUCUGCUGCCUGGCCGCGUCCGACCUGCUUGUGAGUGUCAGCAACGUGCUGGAGACGGCCGUCAUGCUGCUGCUGGAGGCCGGCGCCAUGGCCCCUCGGGCUGCCGUGGUGCAGCAGCUGGACGACGUCAUUGAUGUGCUCAUCUGCAGCUCCAUGGUGUCCAGCCUCUGCUUCCUGGGCGCCAUCGCCGUGGACCGCUACAUCUCCAUCUUCUACGCCCUGCGGUACCACAGCCUCGUGACGCUGCCCAGGGCGUGGCGGGCCAUCGCGGCCAUCUGGGUGGCCAGCGUCCUCGCCAGCACCCUCUUCAUCGCCUACUACAACCACGCGGCAGUCCUGCUGUGUCUCGUAAGCUUCUUCGUAGCCAUGCUGGCGCUCAUGGCGGUGCUGUACGUCCACAUGCUGGCCCGGGCCUGCCAGCACGCCCGGGGCAUCGCCCGGCUCCACAAGAGGCAGCACUCCACCCAGCAGGGCUUCGGCCUCAAGGGCGCGGCCACCCUCACCAUCCUGCUGGGCACCUUCUUCCUCUUCUGGGGCCCCUUCUUCCUCCACCUCUCGCUCAUCGUCCUCUGCCCUCAACACCCCACCUGUGGCUGCGUCUUCAAGAACUUCAACCUCUUCCUCACCCUCAUCAUCUGCAACGCCAUCGUGGACCCUCUCAUCUACGCCUUCCGCAGCCAGGAGCUCCGGAAGACGCUCCAAGAGGUGCUGCAGGGCUCCUGCUGUCGGCAGUGCUGCUCCGAGGACUUCGUGACCAGCAAGGAGGAAGGCGUGGAGCAAGUCCCGCAGCCCCUCGUCCGUAUCCCUGCCUCAUCCAGCGGCAGGGCGGCCCGGAGGCUGGGGUCUGCUCUCUUCCAAGUGCUGCCCUUCUGGGAGGAGGGUCAGGGCUCCACCAGCCCUGGGGAGUGUGAGGCAAAGCUGCCCAGAAUGGGACCCCUGGGGCGGCGGGAGGAGGCGCUGCAGCGCGCGGUGGAGCGGGGAUGCGCGGUGCUGAUGCUGCAGCCCUGCCGCAUUCUGCGGCGGCGUCCCCGGAUUGAGCGGGCGGCGGGGGCGGCAGAUCCUCCGCAGCCAGCCCCGGCCCCAGCGCGUCCGCCUGCGUCCCGCAGCCGCCCGCCACACGCACCGAGCAUGAGGGAGAUCGUGCACAUCCAGGCCGGCCAGUGCGGCAACCAGAUCGGGGCCAAGUUCUGGGAGGUCAUCAGCGACGAGCACGGGAUAGACCCCAGUGGCAAUUAUGUAGGGGAUUCGGACCUGCAGCUGGAGCGCAUCAGCGUCUACUACAACCGAGCUUCUUCUCACAAGUAUGUGCCUCGGGCCAUCCUGGUGGACCUGGAGCCGGGAACCAUGGACAGCGUCCGGUCUGGGGCCUUCGGGCACCUCUUCAGGCCUGACAACUUCAUCUUCGGUCAGAGCGGGGCCGGCAACAACUGGGCCAAGGGCCACUACACGGAGGGUGCCGAGCUGGUGGACUCGGUCCUGGACGUGGUCCGGAAGGAGUGUGAGAACUGCGACUGCCUGCAGGGCUUCCAGCUGACCCACUCGCUGGGGGGCGGCACGGGCUCGGGCAUGGGCACGCUGCUCAUCAGCAAGGUCCGCGAGGAGUACCCCGACCGCAUCAUGAACACCUUCAGCGUGGUGCCCUCGCCCAAGGUGUCGGACACGGUGGUGGAGCCCUACAACGCCACGCUGUCCAUCCACCAGCUGGUGGAGAACACGGACGAGACGUACUGCAUCGACAACGAGGCGCUGUACGACAUCUGCUUCCGCACCCUCAAGCUGGCCACGCCCACCUACGGGGACCUCAACCACCUGGUGUCGGCCACCAUGAGCGGGGUCACCACCUCCCUGCGCUUCCCCGGCCAGCUCAACGCCGACCUGCGCAAGCUGGCCGUGAACAUGGUGCCCUUCCCGCGCCUGCACUUCUUCAUGCCCGGCUUCGCCCCGCUCACCGCCCGCGGCAGCCAGCAGUACCGCGCGCUGACGGUGCCCGAGCUCACGCAGCAGAUGUUUGAUGCCAAGAACAUGAUGGCCGCCUGCGACCCCCGCCACGGCUACCUGACCGUGGCCACCGUCUUCCGGGGCCGCAUGUCCAUGAAGGAGGUGGACGAGCAGAUGCUGGCCAUCCAGAGCAAGAACAGCAGCUACUUCGUGGAGUGGAUCCCCAACAACGUGAAGGUGGCCGUGUGCGACAUCCCGCCCCGCGGGCUCAAGAUGUCCUCCACCUUCAUUGGCAACAGCACGGCCAUCCAGGAGCUGUUCAAACGCAUCUCGGAGCAGUUCACGGCCAUGUUCCGCCGCAAGGCCUUCCUGCACUGGUACACGGGCGAGGGCAUGGACGAGAUGGAGUUCACCGAGGCCGAGAGCAACAUGAACGACCUGGUGUCCGAGUACCAGCAGUACCAGGACGCCACGGCCGAGGAGGAGGGGGAGAUAUAUGAAGAUGAUGAGGAGGAAUCCGAGGCCCAGGGCCCCAAGUGAAGCAGCUGAAGGGGUGGGACGUGGCCGCGGCCGGGACCGAGAGGUCUGUCCCCUGAGCCAUGUAGCCCCUGACACACCCCUGCCCUUUCCCCCACCAGGCCCGGUCAUGUCACCCUAGGGCUCCCAGUGUGUGUCCUUUAGUAUUUACAGCAUCCCCGCCCUGUGUGAGUCUUCUCAGGUCUUCCGCCAUAGGUCAAAUCCAUUUUGUGUGGCCCGUUUGUCUCUCUGCUUUAUAUCAGCUCCAGGCCUGAUGUUUUAUGGUUUGUUUGUUUUUUUUACUGUUUGUGUUUAUAUUUUGGGGGGAUACUUAAUAAAUUUAUUGCU